AGGAGAAGGCGGUGCCUCCCGGCGCUUUCUCCAAAUAAGUCCCGAAAAGGGGCACUUUCCAGCAGCUGUGGCCAGCGGUGCCGACGUCAGGCCCUCCCCCAGCGGUGCUGACGUCGGCGGCCGGGCCCGGUGACCUCAUCGCCCCGACGGCGGCCGGGCCGGGGGCGGGGAGAGGCGGGGGCGGCCCCGGCGCAAGCAAAGGCUCGGGGGCUGGGGCGCGGCUGGUGCAGCUUUCGCCGGAGCCGAGCCGAGCCGAGUGCCAGCCGCUGCCCGCCGCCCGCUGCGUGCGCCUCCGCGCCUCCGCGCCAUGGCCGGCCUCAACUCCCUGGAGGCGGUGAAACGCAAGAUCCAGGCCCUGCAGCAGCAGGCGGACGAGGCGGAGGACCGCGCGCAGGGCCUGCAGCGGGAGCUGGACGGCGAGCGCGAGCGGCGCGAGAAAGCCGAAGGGGAUGUGGCAGCUCUCAAUCGACGCAUCCAGCUUGUGGAGGAGGAGCUGGACAGGGCUCAGGAGCGACUGGCCACAGCCCUGCAGAAGCUGGAGGAAGCAGAAAAGGCUGCCGAUGAGAGCGAGAGAGGAAUGAAGGUGAUAGAAAACCGGGCCAUGAAAGAUGAGGAGAAGAUGGAGAUUCAGGAGAUGCAGCUCAAAGAGGCCAAGCACAUCGCCGAGGAGGCCGACCGCAAAUAUGAGGAGGUGGCUCGUAAAUUGGUCAUCCUGGAAGGCGAGCUGGAGAGGGCCGAGGAGCGUGCCGAGGUGUCUGAACUAAAAUGUGGUGACCUGGAAGAAGAGCUCAAGAAUGUCACUAACAAUCUGAAGUCACUCGAGGCUGCAUCUGAAAAGUAUUCUGAAAAGGAGGAUAAAUAUGAAGAAGAAAUCAAACUUUUGUCCGACAAACUGAAAGAGGCUGAGACCCGUGCAGAAUUUGCAGAGAGAACGGUUGCAAAACUGGAAAAGACAAUUGAUGACCUGGAAGAAAAACUUGCCCAGGCCAAAGAAGAGAAUGUGGGCUUACAUCAGACACUGGAUCAGACACUAAACGAACUUAACUGUAUAUAAUCAAAACAGAAGAGUCUUGUUCCAACAGAAACUCCAGAGCUCCGUGUCUUUCUCUUCUCUUGUAAGAAGUUUCUUUUGCUAUUGAAUCUUCGCUUUGCUGGAAAUGUCAAGCAAAUUAUGAAUAUAUGACCAAAUAUUUUGUAUCAGAGAAGCUUUGAGCACCAGUUAAAUCUAAUUCCUUCCUUUUUUCAAAUGGCACCAGCUUUUUCAGCUCUGUUUUUAUCCUUAAGUUGCAUUUAUUCAUAAGGUAGGCAGGGUAUUUCACAGUGAGCAUACUCUCUUAAGACUGAGGGCAUUUGGUUCCUGGGAGAAUAGACAACCCUACACUUUUCAAAAACAACUCCAGUAUCUAGUCAUGGGUCAACUUAAAAGGCCGAAGAAUAUAUACCUUCUGGCCACUGUUGGUCACACGACAGGUAGCCAGGGACCAUCACAUUAAAAUAUGGGUAGGGAUUUUCCAUUGAGAGCAAAAAAAAAAAAAAAAAAAAGCCAGGGGGAGGGGGCUGGCUUUGUGGGAAGUCGUAAACCAUAGACAGAAUAACCUAAUCAUCUUGGCUCUUUCCCACGCUCCACCAUGCAGAACAAACAUCCUCUGAGCAGUCGGCUUGAGAAUGCUUGGGAAAUAAUCAUAAUAAUCACCCCGAUAUUUUCUGGAUAGAUCCUUGAUGUUACGCUCUUCUACAUGUUCCUUUCAUUCUAAAAUUGUUCUCUGAGGAGCAGAUAGCUUAUUCCAAUAAUGACCAGGAAUGAAUGUGGUAGAAUUCAGUCUUAUUCAGAGAAGUCCUAUCACGAAGACCACUAGCCAUCAAUAACUGAGCAGUUGUUAAGAAAUAUUGGGCAGAAGGGGCCUCUCUGCCAGCAAAGUAGAGAUAAAGUAAUCAGCCUAGCUUCAUCUCCUUUAUACUUCAGGGAAUGGCAAACUGAAGAUUUACUUGUGUAGGACUUUAAUUCCUCUUUAGGACCAAGUUAAUAAAAGACCAAGAAGCUCCUGAUUAAACUGGAUAUGGAGUAUUUUGUAGGCAGGGCUGCACAUUUUGGCUUUGUUAUAUUUCUGCUUUCUUGGUUAACAUCUCAGAGCUAAACAUUCCACAUUCCCCAGCAGUGUGGGGGCCAACUCAAGUUUACAAUUCUGACAAAAUCACCCUGCUUCUAGCUUAUCCAAAUCCUCUGCCCCUCACUCCUAUUUAUUAAGCAUCACACUACCCAGAAGGUACACUAGCAAACUGUGCAAUUGAAUAAAACCCACACUUUUCAUUUAGAUUCUUGCAACUGUAUCAUAUGUAAUAGUAUCACUUUUUCUACAUUUUCGUCAAAUAAAUUUUUACAUAAACUA
Molecule: messenger RNA, 2387 nt
Organism: Neomonachus schauinslandi (Hawaiian monk seal)
Lineage: Eukaryota; Metazoa; Chordata; Mammalia; Carnivora; Phocidae
Gene: TPM4
Product: tropomyosin 4
Exons: 8
Coding region: 308-1054 (248 amino acids)
Biological process (GO): muscle contraction; actin filament organization
Cellular component (GO): actin filament
Molecular function (GO): actin filament binding
Source: RefSeq, a predicted model, not a curated record